This is a messenger RNA of Oryzias melastigma (Indian medaka), 2585 nucleotides long. RefSeq names its product taxilin alpha (gene txlna). The transcript is spliced from 11 exons. Bases 133 to 1719 code for a protein of 528 amino acids. NCBI's taxonomy places the organism in Eukaryota, Metazoa, Chordata, Actinopteri, Beloniformes, Adrianichthyidae. The record is from RefSeq and is a predicted model, not a curated record. Gene Ontology annotation, molecular function: syntaxin binding.
CCAGAAGGUGGCGACAAAGCGCCACACCGCGGAUAGAGACCCUACUCUGAUGCGGAGAAGAAGAACCCAAAGUUAUGAGCGGAAGUUAGCUUCAGUCUCACGCUGAGAUCGAAACCUGAAAUUGUCAGACGAAUGAACAGUUUCCUCCCCGAGUCUUCAGCAGACAUGAAAAAGGAAGACACGGAAGAGUCCGCCAGCCCGGUCUGUGAGGCUGCCGCACCCCCGCCUGCAGAUCCGGAGGCAGCUGCUAAAGGCAGUUCAGACUCGACGAGUCCGGAGACGGACACUCCACCACAGAGCCAGAGGGGAGGAGACGCAGAGGCUGCGAUGUCUCAGUCCGAUAUGGCGGACGAGCUGAGCCGGCAGCUGGAGGACAUCCUCAGCACCUACUGUCGGGAGUCAGAGGACGCCGGUGCCUUGCUCAACGGCCAGUCGCACAGCCUGGUGCUGAACGGGCUGAACUGUGAGAAAGAACACGAGAAGUCGGAGGACGGCAAAGUCAACGGCGGUCACAGCAAGACGGAGAAGGAGCAGAAGAAGACUCAGGAGAAAAAAAAAGUCAAAGGUUUGGGCAAAGAGAUCACUCUUCUGAUGCAGACUCUGAACACCCUCAGCACUCCGGAGGAGAAGCUCACCGGCCUCUGCAAGAAGUACGCUGAACUGCUGGAAGAGCACCGUAACACCCAGAAACAGAUGCGAGUUCUCCAGAAGAAGCAGAGCCAGCUGGUCCAGGACAAGGACAACCUGAGGAACGAACACAGCAAGGCCAUCCUGGCCCGCAGCAAGCUGGAGAGCCUGUGCAGGGAGCUGCAGAGACACAACCGCACCCUGAAGGAAGAGGGGAUACAAAGAACCCGGCUGGAGGAGGAGAAACGGAAGGAGGUGACGUCGCAUUUCCAGGUGACGCUGAACGACAUCCAGGCUCAGAUGGAGCAGCACAACGAGAGGAACGCCAGCCUGCGGCAGGAGAACGCCGAGCUGGCCGAGAAACUCAAGAAGCUCUACGAGCAGUACAAGCUGAGGGAAGAGCACAUCGACAAAGUGGUGAAGCACAAGGACCUGCAACAGCAGCUGGUGGAUGCAAAGCUGCACCAGGCGCAGGAGCUGCUGAAGGAGUCAGAGGAGCGGCACGAGAGGGAGAAGGACUUUCUGCUGAAGGAAGCCAUCGAGUCCCAGAGGAUGUGUGAGCUGAUGAAACAGCAGGAGGUGCACCUCAAACAGCAGCUGUCGCUGUACACCGAGAAGUUUGAGGAGUUCCAGACCACUUUGUCCAAGAGCAAUGAAGUCUUCACCACCUUCAAGCAGGAGAUGGAGAAGAUGACCAAGAAGAUCAAGAAGCUGGAGAAGGAGACGGCCAUGUACCGCUCGCGGUGGGAGAGCAGCAACAAGGCUCUGCUGGAGAUGGCUGAGGAGAAGUCGCUGCGGGACCGAGACUUCGAGGCGCUGCAGCUCAAAGUGCAGCGGCUGGAGAAGCUGCGGCGAGCGCUGAAGGUGGAGCGAAACGAGCUGAACAAGAAGGUCCAAGGCCUGUGCGGGGAGCAUUCCGGCGCCGACCCGGGCACUGACUCCCCGUCCCCGCCCCCCACAGACGCUCUGCUGGAGCCCGCCGCCUGUCAGGCGUCGCACGCCGACUCCUGCUCCCACCCCUGCCACUGUGAGCCGCAGCUGGACCCCAACGCCUCCCUCCAAGAAGCUGAGGCCGUUCCGGCUCAGGAGUGAGGCCUCAGCCGCUCCGUCACACGCCGCUGGACAAACGGGAGACAUGAAGCAGAACGGCGACCGCGUCGAACGGAUGUCCGUCUGCAAAGCAUUUAAAAGUUGCAAUAAUCCACUUUCCUGCAAUAAUCUGAUCUCCUCUGAGAGAACGCUGGUUCUCGGUUCUUCUCUGAUUCUGGCGUGUUCCGAAGUCUUCAUCCACGGCGUGGGACGGCGGUCGUGCAGUGUUGGAAAUAGUUGAACUCCUAAGUUUAGUGAGAGAACAGGUCUUAACGGAGACUUGUCUUUAGCCAGUAACCUUCCAGGUGUGAAGGUGUGAUGAAGAGGCAUUUCCACGGGUUUCUGGACCUUCAGGACCAACUUCAACCUUAACAGACUGGGUUUGCUUCGCCCCUGAUUCUGUCCUGAUCAGGCUUGAGCAGAAGAAUGUUCCGGCACUUCUAUGCAACGCUCGCUUCCUGCUGUUAUGUGUGGCGGUCUGAAGCACUUAGACGAGAAUGUAAAUUCAGUUUCUGUGUCCCGGUUCUCCUUUGAUCUCAGUUGUCGAGUCAGUAAAGUCGUUUCACUCUGAAGGGAUUGUUUUGACUUUCAGAUUUUAAAAAUCUUCAUAGCCGAGUGGAAGAAAAACUUCUGAUUCUUUUGGACUGUUUUCUCACACCUCAGUUUUUUUUUAAACUUUUUUCUGCUUCUUUAUUGUUAAAAUGAUGAAUACUAAAAUGUAAAAGACAACGUGAAUUUCUACAGUCGCCUGUUGUGCCGCGGUUUAUUGAUCUGAAGGAACCAAAGAUCUUUCUUCCACCGUUUGUUUGUUUGUCUGCUCCUGGAUAUUUUUGUUUCCUGCUAAAUAAAACUCUAACGUGUUGAUGAGA